AUCAAACCAGAGAUCAUGGAGGCAACAAAAUGCAGGAAAAUACCUUCACUAAGUUUCAAAUUUUCGAUCAGCAGCUGUUUGGCCUGUCAAUAAUCAAAAUAUUUUACAAAAGAUGCAGACUCAAAGUAUAUGAAUGUAAUCCAGCAACCAGCAGAGCUCUUCGCUCCAUAGUAUGUCUCAGUGGGUUUAUGAUUUAUCAAAGAACUUGCAACGGGCAUUAUAUAAGGGCAGAUGGCAGACAACCAUUAUAACCCUCUGGUAUGGAAGGCUGUGGAUUAUUCUGUGGCUGAUGUUCAAAGAAACAAACGUCCAAAGCUAGCCCUAGAAUAAAUUAAUG
Messenger RNA from Acanthoscelides obtectus, 337 nucleotides. The record is from the annotation of a GenBank genome assembly. Lineage: Eukaryota; Metazoa; Arthropoda; Insecta; Coleoptera; Chrysomelidae.